Molecule: messenger RNA, 6888 nt
Organism: Anolis carolinensis (green anole)
Lineage: Eukaryota; Metazoa; Chordata; Lepidosauria; Squamata; Anolidae
Gene: nyap1
Product: neuronal tyrosine phosphorylated phosphoinositide-3-kinase adaptor 1
Exons: 6
Coding region: 2218-4509 (763 amino acids)
Biological process (GO): phosphatidylinositol 3-kinase/protein kinase B signal transduction; neuron projection morphogenesis
Source: RefSeq, a predicted model, not a curated record
GGUUCAAUGCUAUCGAAUCCCGUGAGUUGUAGUUUUGCAAGGUCACGGGCCUUCUCUAAAGGUGGGUCUGCCCUUUGGCACCUCUCUCGCUGCCGUGGCCCUAUUGAUCCACCUCUUAAAUACGUUCCAGGCUUCUCCUGCUUAAGAAUGCUUUUCUGAAAUCCCAUUUUUAAAAACCGGAAGCGGAUUAAUGCCUCUGGUGAGCGAGCUCUUAGUGGUUCCAGAGGGUGUUGGCCGUGCAGCCAAACACAACAGCAGCCAAUGUUGUCCUUUGUGCCGUGCAUUUUGGGCCAACAAAGGUACGGCUGUUUUGUGGAUUUGGGGCGUUGCUGGCUCUCACUGGCUGAGCCCUUUGUUGUUUAAUGAACUUGUAAGUGCUUUCGACUCUGUAGCUUUUUAUUUCUGCCGGGUUGGGUUUUUUUGUGUGCUUCUAAGCUGUUCCGGUUUUAUAAGGUUCUUGUAAACCAUCUGGAGUCCUCUAAUAUUGUGGAAAUUUGGAUAGGAAUGAAAACAAUGAUAAUGAUUUCCCCUUUGUGGGUUGCAAGAUGCGCUUGAGACUACCCACCGUAGUUGCCUAUCCAAUAAUAUGGUCUCUUCCAAUGGUAGCAUGUUUGGGGAUUGCACAGAAUUACUGAGCAACGUUCCGUAAAUAACAAUGAUACCCUGCUCUGAGGUUUGCACCUUUAUAUAGCCAAACCAAAGAGGCCUGGGACUUCUCCUCAACCCAAUUCCUGGCUCAUUUUGGUGCCGACACCACUGCCUUGUGCAAAUGUCAGCGGGCAUGAGGGCCACGUUUAAAUAUCUGAAAGCAUGUUCCGAUUGAGAAAGGAGCAAGCUUAUUUCCUGCUGCUCUAGAGACCGAGAUACAAUGGGAGCCAUGUGUUCAAAUGGCAGGAAAAGACACUAGGAAGAAUAGCCUGAUGGUUAGAGCUAUUCAACAGUGGAAUAUGAUGCCUUGAAGUCCAUCGGGCUGGAUGGGCGUUUUUCGGAGUGGUUUGCUUGUCUCUCCUUCUCUGUGUUUUCUAAAGCAGAGGCUGGAUGGUUGUCUGUUGGGAAGGCUUUGGUUGUAUUUUCCUGCAUGGCAGAGGACUGGAUUGAAUGGCCCUUAGGACAGGCCUGGGCAAACUUGGGCCCUCCCUCGAGGUGUUUUGGACUUCAGCUCCCACAAUUCCUAAAAGCCCACCUGUCAAAGUUGGCCCAUGCCUUUGUCUUCUUGGAACUGGACACUUAAGUCAAUCAAGGGAUCAUCUGCAUGCCCUUGUGGGAGCCCAAAACACCUGGAGGGAGGGCCAAAGUUGACCUAUGUCUUUGUCCUCUUGACGUAAGUUGACCCAUGCCUUUGUCCUCUUGACACAAGUCACUCAAGGGAUCAUUUGCAUGCCCACGUUGUGGGAGUUGGAGUCCAAACACCUGGAGGGAGGGCUGAGUUUGGACCAUGCCUUUGUCCUCUUGGAAUUAGAGACUUGUCAAUCAAAGGAUCAUUUGCAUACCCACGUUGUGGGAGUUGGAGUCCAAACACCUGGAGGGAGGGCCCAAUUUGGCCCAUGCCUUUGUCCUCUUGGAACUGGACACUUCAGUCAAUCAAGGGAUCAUCUGCAUACCUACGUUGUGGGAGUUGGAGUCCAAAAUACCUGGAGGGAAGGCCCAAGUUGGUGCACGCUCUUGUUGCCUUGACACUGGACACUUACGUCAGCCAAGGGAUCAUCUGCAUACCCACGUUGUGGGAGUCAGAGUCCAAAAGCCCUGCCCAGGCCUGGCUGAGAGUCUCUUCCAACUCAGGCCUUCCUUGUGAUGCCUGGGGUCAGGGGGCACGGGCCUGACGCCUACUGAGUGUGAGAGAUAGAAGACGUUGUCCUUAGAUGAACACAUUUUGCAAAGGGGAGGGUAGGUUUGGGAAGCGCCAGGAAGGAGGAGGAGGAAGAGGAGGGUGGGGCAAAGCCACUGCCUCCGCCGCUGUGCCAGCGCUGCUCGUCUCCUUGGCUGCGAAGGAAUGAACGAAUGAACCAAGGCACGCUGCCACUGCCGUUGUGCCGGCGGAUUUGGUGUGAGGAAGAGGAGGGGGGCCAUGCCAGAGCGGCUGGGCCCCAGUGAGGCGGCUGCCUCGCUGUCUCGGGAAGCAGAGGAGCCGGGCAGAGCGGCCGAGGCGGGUUUGUUUACUGGGCGCAGCGGCAGCGGCAUCAGCAUCAGCACCAUCAGCACCAUCAGCAUCCUCUGCCCAUGGCUGAAUCAGCCGCACCAGGUUCGGCCAAGGAGCCCAGUGGCGGCGGAGGCGGCAGCGUGGGCAAGGUGCGCGACGUGGCCUCCUUCCGGCGCCACUUCAGGAUGGGCUUCAUGACGAUGCCAGCCUCACAGGAGCACGCCCCACACCCCUGCGCCAGCAGCAUGGCCCCCCGCUCCCUCUCCUGCCACUCCGUGGGCAGCAGCGUGGACACGGCCGGGGAUGGGGCCGGCGCCGGGUCCCGGAAGCCCCCCGCCAAGCCCAAGCGGCACCCCAGCACCAAGCUCAGCGCCGAGGCCAGGGCCGCGCUGGAGCCCCUGGGCAGCAGCAAGAAGGCAGGAGGCUCCCAGAAGUCCAGCGCCGAGAGCCGGGAGUCCGGGCGCAAGGUUCCCCCGCAGAAGCCGAAGCGCAGCCCCAACACGCACCUCUCGGUCUCCUUCGACGAGGCCUAUUCCGGCCGCCUGCCGGGACCUUCUCUGGCGGGGGCCCUGCAGCGCUACGGACGGGCCUUCUCCCACAGCCCGGCCAAGGGCUCCGACCCGGAGGAGGACGAGCCUGUCUACAUCGAGAUGGUGGGGGACAUUUUCCGGGGGCCCGGCCCGCCUUCGCAGACGCCUGCCACGGCCGACGAGGACUCAGAUGAGAGUGAGGCCAUCUACGAGGAGAUGAAGUACCCGCUCCCUGAGGAAAGUGGGGAGCCCCACCGUCCUCCCAGUGGGGACCCUUCCUCUCCGCGCCACCGGCCGGUCAAGCGGGAGUCCGGCAAGGCCCCAGGACCGGGCCCCAAGACAUCCCCCUGUGAGAUCCCGCCCCCCUUCCCCAACCUCCUGCAACACCGGCCCCCACUGCUGGCCUUCCCCCAGGCCAAGAAGAGCGGGGGGUACAAAGGGGCCGGCGGUGGUCCGGACGGCUCCAAGCUGCCCAUUCUGUGCCACACCAAGGAGGCCCCCUCGGCCCCCAUGACCCCGCAAGUGCCCAGCCACCACCACCACCAGCGAGGAGGAGGAGGAGGCGGUGAGGGUGGUGCCUUGGCCCCCUCUGGCCGCGCACGCAGCCACUCCACACCGCUGCCCCCACAGCCCUCCUCCGGCCAGAGCAAGGCCACCUCCGCCGACAAGGAGCUGCCCAACUCCCACAGCAGCAGCGGUGCCGGCAUCAUAGGUGCCCCCGCCAAGCAGCCCUCGGCCCCCCCGCCCCCCACCCCAGUCCCCUCCAUGCUGCCGGUCAAGGAGAAGCCCCCAGCCGUAUCCUACACCAUGGUCUACUCGGCGGUCAAGGUGACCACCCACACGGCCCCUGCCGAGCAGAAGACGGAGAAGGAGAUCGCGGUGCUGCACGGGAUGCUGUGCACCCGGCCCUCCACCGUCCCCUCCACCUGCAAGCAGGCCCAGCGGGUGUGUGCCCUCCCCACCGAGUCCCCCCCGCCCCCUCCGCUGGGCAUGGUCUGGACCUACCCUGCCCCCUGCGUGGGGAUCAAGCGCCCGCCCGCCUAUGAGAGUGUCAAGAAUGCUGCCGCCAAGGCCGCCUCCUCGGCAGCGGUUAAGAUGCAGCUGCAGGACCGGGCGCUCACCAGCCUGGCCUGCUCCCACCUGCUCGCCGGAGAAGACCUCGGACGUGCAACGGUGGCCGGAGAGGAAGACCCCUUCGGAUGGGUGCUGCACCGCAGGAUGGGAUACGCUGGCCGGAAGAGCAAGGAGGCAGAGAAAGCACCCGAGGGUCCCCCGGCUUGGGACCACAGCGACAGCCCGCAGCCCACCAAAAUGGAAAAGGAGGAGAAAGCCGGGCCGGGCCCGCUGCAGUCCAGCAUCCCCGUCCGCACACCGGGGUCAGAAAGCCUGGCCGGGGCCAAGGUGCCGGCGGUGGGGAGGACCAACCUGCCCGUCCCCUGCCAGACCUUCCCCGCCUGUCACCGGAAUGGAGAUUUCACCAGCGGUUACCUACUCGGCCGUUCGGCCUCCACCUCCGGGGUGCGGCACGCCGUGAUCCACGCGCAGAGGCCCUGCAGCCACCCCCGGGACCCAGCCAGCCUGGCCUUGCAGCAUGUGCAACUCCCGGCUCCGGGGGGACUCCUGCCAGCCUCCCGUGAAAGGGACGGCAAGCUCCUGGAGGUGAUUGAGCGCAAGCGGUGCGUCUGCAAGGAGAUCAAGGCACGCCACCGCCCGGAGCGCAGCCUCUGCAAGCAGGAGAGCAUGCCCAUCCUGCCCAGCUGGCGGAGGAACACGGAGAACCGCAAGUCCGGCACGCCGCCCUGCCGCCGCCAGCAGACAGUGCUCUGGGACACGGCCAUUUGACAGGCGGCGGGGGGCUGAGCCCUGGGCAGGAGGAGGAGGAGGAGGAACCGGUGCCUUGUGCUGGCCACGCCAAAGCCCACGCACGGCGCAGGGCCAGACUGCUGGCAGCAUGCUGCCCCUGCCCUCCCCACGCUCCCUGGGGGAAGACCCACGAGAGACCGAGUUGUGGGCUGAUUGGGGCAUCGCUGUGGCUGGAAAAAGACUUUUGAACAACGUUCUGGUUUAUUUUCUUUUUCUGGACAAUAUCCUGGAUUAUCAGAAAGGGAAGGAGAGGUGCGAGGUGGCAAAAGCAGCUGCUUCAGCCCAAGGAACCCUGGCAAGGAUGCCCAUGGCUCCAAGAGAUGGCAAGCCACGGUUGCUGUGCAUUGAAAGGACGUGGCUACCCCACGCCACCCCAAGAUAGUCUUGGCCAGCGAGACUGACUUCUCCGAUACCCUUUCACUUUUCUAGGAGGACAAUGGAGUGUGCAGGGAAGGGAUGGGUGCAGUUGCCAUGGUGUGAGCGAGUGAGUGAGUGAGUGAGUGAGUGUGUGUGUGUGUGCACGUUUGUCAGGGCUGGACAAUGCCACCCUCCUCACGCUCCCUCAUUCGUGGGCUUAAAAGUGCCAGGAGCACUACCAAUCGCUCGUGCCAUUUUCCUUCUAUUGCCAAAAAACCCACCUCAAGGGAAAGGAGGGGAAGGGGAAGCCAAACAAGGGGCCUGAGCGGACUCAUUGCACAGAGGGUCCGCCUGCUCCCACCCCAUGGAGGUGCCUGAACUUUUGGUCUGCUUGUUGGAACCAUUUGGGGAGGCUCAAUGGAAGUGGGAUCAGCUGGUGUUUCCAGAGCAAUUUUCUCACACCUGGUGGCAACUCCAACUCCCAUCAUUCCAUUAUAGUCCAAAACAGAGGUGGGGUGUGUUAGGGAGGUUGUUAUAGCAUAUUGCAGAAGAAAGGAGAAAAGAAAAGGCCUCUUCCAAGUUUCCAUAUUAUAGCCUCUGUUGUGGGCCCUGCUGACUGAGGAUGAAUCAGAAUCCCAGGCCACAAAGGCCAUCUAGUCCAACCUUCUCCUGCCACUCAGUCAAUCAAAGCAUUCCUGAGGAAUGGCCAUCCAGCCUCUGCUUAAACGUGCUCUGGGGCAGUAUAUUCCACGGCCAAAUAGCUCUCGCAGUCAGAAAGUUCUUCCUAAUGUUUAGGUGGAGUCUCUUUUCCUGCAAUUUGAAUCCAUUGCUCAUCGUGUCCUAGUUUCCGGAGCAGCAGAAAACAAGCUUGACCCCCUCCUCAAUGCGACAUCUCUUCAAAUAUUUAAAUACGGCUCUCCUAUUUCCUUCUCUCUGCCUUCUCUUCUGAGCUAAACCUCCCCAGCUCCUUCAGCCACUCCUUGGUUUAUGGCUUUUUACCAUUUUGUUCACCUUUCUCUGGAUACCUUCUAGCUUCUCAAUAGCCUUCUCGAAAUGGAUGAUGGAAGAUAUAGUUUAACCACGGAGGGAGCCCAGGUCGGGAAGACGGAGGGGGCAGAGCGUGCCUUCCCAAUGCCGCAGGGCCUCCUUGGCGUGCGGUGGGUGCUUCUCCCCCUUCUUGGGCCAGGCCUUUGGCACUCAGAAAGUCUAGUCUGAAGCAAACAGGGUAAUCAAGACCAGGGUGCCCAGCUAGUGCCCGACUUCCCCGCCACACUCAGAGUGACAUGCGCUUGACAUUUCAUGUACAGUCGUCCAAGCCACUCCAGUCCUUGCUCCCUCUGCCAUCUCUCCUUCUGCCCACUCCCCACGGCAUAGACCUCCUCCAUAGGCCCCAGAUCUUUGACCCGUUCCCCUCCUCAUCCCUGGGCUUUCUAUGUGUGCGUCCGUGUGCGUGUCUCUUUUUAAAAACUUCUCUGUUUUUCAACAGCCAAUGUUUUGACGGGGAAAAUCAGCCGGGAGAAGUUUGUGGGUCUUGCCAACGCUGCGGACCUUGUUCGGGGUCCUUACAGUCUCGGCCUUUAGGGUCCCUCCAUGGGUUUCAGAGGCCUUUAGAGCCGAUUCCUCUCCUUCCAACCUUCUUUGGCUUCCAAGAAUGGGAUCCAUUCGCCACCACAAAAUUCCCUGCUAGCGUCCACAAGACAUGGCUGGACCGGUUGGGGCGCUGGCACCGAUUAGAUAUACAAAUCGGAGUUACACAAGGAAGGGGACAAAAGGGAGAGAAUAAAAGAGAAGUAUAUGGCAUUACUGCUGGGCAAAAGAAAACCCAGUCGGGACUCUGGGGGGUUUUAUGCUCUGCCCCCCGAUUUAAAUAUUUCACAAGAUUGUCUAGCGUAGCAAGAUGACGAAACCGCUUUGCAAAAAUAUUUAUGCUGGGGAUUCAUGGGAGGGUAUUUAUAUAUUUAAAAAACGAUGGAAAGAAAAUAAAACUGUCACGCUGGGUUA